AUGCUCGCUCGCGCCACCGCCACCGUCGUCCCCGCGCGCGCGCGCGCGACGCGCACAGAGACCCGCGGCGCGCGACACGUCACGCGCGCGGUCGAUCCGUCGUCCCGUCGGGAGUUCGUGCGCCUGAUCGCGGGUACCGCGAGUGUGUUGGCGAGCAAACCCGCGUUUGCCGCGUACGGUGAUUCCGCGAACGUUUGGGGCGGUGUCACGAACCCGACCGGUUUCGUCCCGUACGCGGGCGAUGGAUACGCGUUCUUGCUCCCGGCGAAGUACAACCCGUCCAAGGAGCGCCCGUUCCCGAACCAAGACGCGUACUGGGAGGAUAACUUUGACGCGGUGACGAACAUCUCCGUCAUCGUCGAAAAGGCCUCGAAGAGCAAGAUCUCGGACUACGGCAAGCCGGAGGCGUUCUUGGAACAAGUCUCGUACUUGCUCGGUAAGCAGUCGUACACCGGCGAAACGCGAUCCGAAGGUGGGUUCGCGGCGAACAAGGUUUCCACCGCCGCCGUGCUCGAAGUCGGUUCCCGCGAGAACAAGGGCAAGCAAUACUACGAGUAUGAAAUCCUCACGCGCACCGCGGAUGGCGACGAAGGCGGACGCCACCAAUUGAUCUCCGCCACCGUGAGCGACGGCAACUUGUACAUCAUGAAGCUUCAAUCCGGUGACAAGCGUUGGUUCAAGGGUCAAGAGCGCGACUUGCGCACGGCGCGCGAAUCCUUCACCGUCGCGUAA
This is a messenger RNA of Ostreococcus tauri, 732 nucleotides long. Its product is annotated as Mog1/PsbP, alpha/beta/alpha sandwich. NCBI's taxonomy places the organism in Eukaryota, Viridiplantae, Chlorophyta, Mamiellophyceae, Mamiellales, Bathycoccaceae. The record is from RefSeq and is a predicted model, not a curated record. Gene Ontology annotation, cellular component: photosystem II; photosystem II oxygen evolving complex; extrinsic component of membrane. The transcript has 3 exons. The coding region runs from base 1 to 732 and encodes 243 amino acids. Gene Ontology annotation, molecular function: calcium ion binding. Gene Ontology annotation, biological process: photosynthesis.